GUAAAAUUUCAACAACAAACAAACAAACUAGGACACAUCUAGAGAGAUGGUGUCUGAAAAGGUCUUUCUGUUUAGGCUUUCAUAUUCCAUGUGAAAGCUGCUGAGAAAAGGUAAUUUGUACUUUGUUUCUGGUGUUAUGUGUUCUCGGCAUCUUUUACAGUCAGAUUUUGCAAAAGGUUAGAUUUUCUGACCCUUUUCCCUUUUUUCUUUUUCCACCUGAAAUAUGGUUACUUUUUUCUCUAUCGAUCUCCUUCUGAUUUGGUGAAAAUUUUCGAGUAUUGAUGAACACCAAAGCUAUCCUGUUGUUUUUAUUUGCCUUUGAAUGGACUAAACAAUUCCAGCAUAUACAGGAAAUAAUUGAUGCUAUUUUUUCCAGCUGAAACGUUGAAAAUUAUAUCGUAGAAGACUUUGGGGGCUUGGAUAUUGAAGAAAAAAGAAGUGAAUAAUAAGGAUGGGUUAUAUGUGUGAAUUUUGCGGAGAAGAGAGAUCAAUUGUAUACUGCCAGUCUGAUACUGCUUGUUUGUGUCUGUCCUGUGACCAAAAUGUUCAUUCCGCAAACGCCCUCUCGCGCCGCCAUCUCAGGACACUUGUAUGUGAAAGAUGUAACGAGCAACCCGCUUUUGUUAGAUGUAUGGAGGAAAGGGUAUGUCUUUGCGAGAGUUGUGAUUGGGCGGGGCACUCGGGCGGGUCAACCCACAAGAGACAAGCAGUUAGUUGUUAUUCGGGCUGUCCUUCGGCUUCUGAGCUUUCGGCGAUGUGGUCUUUUCGCUCUGAUUUCACAUCGGUCGGUGAUGAUUUCGCUUGUGAACAGGGAAUGGGUUCAAUGUGCAUCACUGAUAGCCAAGGAGCACCUGAAAGGAAUAACAACUUCAAUGAAGAUGUGGAUGAAGGCAGGAACAUAAAAUACGAGAAUAUUCGAGUGCUGCCACUAAACGGAGCUACCUGCUCCGCUUCAACCAAGGUUUGCUGUUCUGGAACUAAAGGUCAGAGUUUCUGCGAAGAUGGUUCUUUUAAUGUGGGUUUCGAUGUGGAUGAAAUUGAUAUUGGUUUUGAAAACUACGAGGAACUAUUUGACAUGUCUCUUAACAAUCAAGAAUGCAUGUUUGAAGAUGACCUGUUCAACAUGAAUGAUAUUUCCAGUUCCCAGGGGAAAGCAAUGCAACCAACAUACAACAAUGCUGAUUCCAGAACACAACCCAAUCUUUGCUACACCAGAGAGGGUAUUGCGGGGGAUUGUCAUCAGGACCGUGUUGCUUCCUCGAUGAUUCUCAUGGGAGAGCCACCGCCGUGGGCCUCCUCGGCUUCUGAUAAUUUAAUGCCAUCCACUAUUAGGAGCGAUGCUGUGUUACGCUACAAAGAAAAGAAAAAGACACGCAAGUUUGAAAAGCAAGUUAGGUAUUCAUCGCGCAAGGAAAGAGCUGAUGUUAGAAGGCGUGUGAAGGGACGAUUCAUCAAGGCUGGUGACGCUUAUGAUUAUGAUCCACUCACCCCUACCAAAAGCUACUGAGUAUUUUCAUUCUUUAUCGGGGAAUCUCAAUCUGAUCUCAUUUUGAAUGGAGAAUAUUGGGUAUGUCUCCGUCAUGUGUGAGCAUAUGAUUGGGCGCAGUCGAGCUUUUCUUACAACAUCACCACAGAUAUGAUUACAAAAGAAAAAGUUGGACGACAUGAUGCUUGGCCAUUAACAAAUGAACAUGCAAUCAUGGAGUUUUUGGCAUUUUGCAUUGAUUUAAAUCACAAGUUGUAUGCUGAAGUGUACUUGUAUGCCUCAUCGAACAACUCGAUCUAUUGGAUGGAUUCAGUCUCGGGUUCGGCUUUGGAAGAUAGAAGAACUGUAAUUUUUGCCUAAUAUAUAUUCAUGUCAUGCAUCAUCUUACCCACAUUGUGCAAUAUGUAGGAGUUCAGUGUAUGUUGCAACCCCCCACCCCCCUCGGCAUUAUUUUUUAUUACUCCGUAUUAAUUUCUGUUUUGUUCCAUAAUGUGUGAAACAUGGGUUGAUGUAGUGUUUUUGUGAUUCAAAAUAGGAUAAAACUACAUGAGAUGCUCAUUAUAAGAACAUGUUAUGUUUACAUAGUUGCAAUUCAUUUCCGGUAUAAAAAGAAUCAUAGAGAUGUAAUGCAUA
This is a messenger RNA of Cuscuta europaea, 2119 nucleotides long. Lineage: Eukaryota; Viridiplantae; Streptophyta; Magnoliopsida; Solanales; Convolvulaceae. The record is from the annotation of a GenBank genome assembly.